Aplysia californica (California sea hare) is the source of this 1861-nucleotide messenger RNA. Its product is annotated as sodium/glucose cotransporter 4. Gene Ontology annotation, cellular component: plasma membrane. Lineage: Eukaryota; Metazoa; Mollusca; Gastropoda; Aplysiida; Aplysiidae. Gene Ontology annotation, biological process: transmembrane transport. Gene Ontology annotation, molecular function: D-glucose:sodium symporter activity. The record is from RefSeq and is a predicted model, not a curated record.
GGUUCAAGGACGGGAUCUCCUCGUGUGACAUGAGUUCAGAGUAGGCGGAGGAUUCUUGUGACCUGAUCUAGUUGUUGGACGAGCUCGCUGGGAGUGCAGGAUGGCGUCCGAGGGCGGGCAAACAGCGUUCAAGAACGCCGGUCUGGAGACUCCAGAUGUCGUGGUCAUCAUUGUGUUCAUCAUUCUCUGCCUCAUGGUCGGAAUCUGGGCCACAUGGCGUACACAGCGAGGCAGCGUCAGCGGAUACUUCCUGGCUGGCCGAGACAUUAUGUGGUUCGCUAUUGGAGCGUCCCUCUUCUCGAGCAACAUCGGCAGCGGAAGUUUUAUCGGUCUGGGCGGGACAGGAGCAGCCAGCGGUAUAGCUGUGGCCAGUUAUGAGCUGAACGGCCUGUUUUGUCUGCUACUGCUUGGCUGGUUGUUCGUGCCCGUCUACAUCUCUAGUGGGGUUUACACAAUGCCCGAGUAUCUGAUGCGCAGAUUUGGCGGUCAGAGAUUGCAGCUUUAUAUGGCGGUCUUGUCACUUAUCAUCUAUGUCUUCACCAAGAUAUCCGCGGACAUCUACGCAGGCGCCAUCUUCAUCCAGCAGGCUGUCAACUGGGACAUGUACGCCUCUAUUGUCGCUCUCCUCGUCGUCACCGCCAUCUACACAGUGUCAGGAGGAUUGCGAGCUGUCAUCUACACAGACACCAUGCAAACCGUCAUCAUGAUCAUUGGCGCUAUCAUCCUUAUGGGCAUCAGUUUCAACGAAGUGGGCGGUAUCGCGGCCCUGUACGAGAAAUACCCACAAGCCAUCGCCUCCACGAAUCUCAUGGGUUCCAGCAACAGUACUAAUGUCACAAUGAACAGCUGCGGUAUCCCCACCUCCGAUGCCUUCCACCUGCUGAGACCGGCAGACGCCGGAGAUCUGCCCUGGCCGGGAAACGUCUUCGGCAUCACCAUCCUCAGCAGCUGGUACUUCUGUAACGAUCAGGGGGCGUUUUGGGGCCUGAUGAUUGGCCUGGCGGUGGGGAUAACCCGGAUGGGUCUGGACUUUGGUUACGGCACACCGGGCUGUGGCGAGGAAGACCCGAGGCCCGCCAUUGUGAGCAAGGUCCACUUCCUGCACUUCACCAUCAUCCUGUUUGUCGUGAGCGUUAUAGCAACCAUGCUCAUCUCUGCCCUGACCAAACCCAUACCCAAAAAACACAUCCGGCUACUCUGCCUGGCUGGAGAAAGAUCCUGUACCUUAUAUGUGGUUAUGAGCCCCCUCGUGAUGUGGAGAUUAGCCAAGAGGAGGUGGACUUGUUCAAGAAACAGAUGAACAAUAUAGAGGAGAAGGGUUUUUGGAAGAUCUUCGUGAACGCUAAUGCUGUGGUGCUUAUGUCAUUCGGAGUUUUCUUGUGGGUUUUCUUUGCGUAGUGGUUCCCGCGAUAUCAAAAAUAUAACCUCCCUCCGUGGACAUGCGUGGUUUUGAAAGAUGGGUCUGCACAACUGGAUGUCCGGGUAACUUCUUAAGAGUUGAAGCCUGGGUUGAUAUGUAGAUAGAUUCUGUCACGUGAUUAUUGUAAACUUAUUCUUUCUGUUCGAUUUGUUGACUUCAGAGCCUUGGCUUUCCGUCACAAUUUCAAAAGUGAGGACAACAUAAUUGAAGGGGGCAGAAAAAUACAGGGUCUAAGCCACAUUUUGAUUUUUGUUUAAGGGUUCAAAGUAUGACGACACACAUCAAGGGAGACUACACAAGAUAGAAGUUGGAUAAUGAUAAUAAUCAUAAUAAUCAUCAUCAUUUGUGUGGCGUGCUGACAAAAUGAGUUACUUCUCGCAAUCCACAAAUGGAGAUAUUGGCCAAAAAUCAACACCGAGGUCAAAUUAGCAGAUCUUUUAU